This is a messenger RNA of Micropterus dolomieu (smallmouth bass), 921 nucleotides long. Its product is annotated as trace amine-associated receptor 1-like. NCBI's taxonomy places the organism in Eukaryota, Metazoa, Chordata, Actinopteri, Centrarchiformes, Centrarchidae. Gene Ontology annotation, cellular component: membrane. Gene Ontology annotation, molecular function: trace-amine receptor activity. The record is from RefSeq and is a predicted model, not a curated record. Gene Ontology annotation, biological process: G protein-coupled receptor signaling pathway. The coding region runs from base 1 to 921 and encodes 306 amino acids. The transcript has 2 exons.
AUGGAACCAGAAGUAACUGUUAACAGGACUACCGUUGUGACCGACAUACAUCCCUGUUAUGAAAUAGAAAAUUUUAAUUACAUACGGACAAACACCCCUUCCAUUAUAUGUGUAUUGUUAUAUAUUUUCCUUGUAUUAUUGUCUGUAGUCACAAUAUGUGGAAACCUUCUUGUGAUGAUCUCCAUCAUCUACUUCAAACAGCUCCACACUCCCACAAACUACCUCAUUCUAUCUCUGGCUGUGGCUGACCUGCUUGUUGGGAUUAUAGUCUUUCCUUUCAGCAUGGCAUUCUCUCUCAGUUUUUGUCUGUAUCACGAUGAUUUAUUUUACAGAUAUUAUGCAGUAUGCCAGCCUCUGACAUAUAGAGCUAAAAUCAACCACUGUGUUGUUAUGAUUAUGAUUCUGGUCAGCUGGGGGGUUUCUGUUCUAAUUGGAAUUAGCGUCAUAAUUGCUGGAUUAAACAAUAAAAACUGUGAGGAAAGGUGUUUAACUGAUGUUCUCAUGGCAAACACAAUUGGACCUAUUUUAUCAUUUUACCUCCCAGUGAUCAUAAUGCUCUGUAUCUACUUGAGAAUUUUCCUUGUUGCACAGAGACAGGUACGCAGCAUACAGAACACAGCCUGUCAGAGCAAGUCUGGAGCAACAAAGAUGGAGAGAAAGGCCACCACAACUCUGGCUAUUGUUUUGGGAGUUUUUCUUUUAUGUUGGACUCCUUUCUUUCUUUGUGUCACCUUUGUGCCUUUUAGUAAAAAUUCAGUACCGGAUGCUGUUACUGAAACACUUAACUGGCUUACACUGUCAAACUCAAUGCUCAAUCCAUUCAUUUAUGCUUUCUUUUACAGCUGGUUCAGAUCAGCUUUUAAAAUGAUAUUUUCUGGAAAAAUAUUUCAAGGUGAUUUUACUAACUCUAAAUUGCAUUGA